Molecule: messenger RNA, 528 nt
Organism: Penicillium robsamsonii
Lineage: Eukaryota; Fungi; Ascomycota; Eurotiomycetes; Eurotiales; Aspergillaceae
Product: bZIP transcription factor
Exons: 1
Coding region: 1-528 (175 amino acids)
Biological process (GO): regulation of transcription by RNA polymerase II
Molecular function (GO): RNA polymerase II cis-regulatory region sequence-specific DNA binding; DNA-binding transcription factor activity, RNA polymerase II-specific
Source: RefSeq, a predicted model, not a curated record
AUGAAAUCCGUAUCACCCACCUCACCCGGGCGGGCAAAGCACCUCGAACGCAACCGCAUCGCCGCCAACAAAUGCCGCGAAAGAAAGAAGAAAGAACACAAACAAAUCGAGCGACGCCUCAGCGACGAAACCGAAAAGAAAGAUCUCCUCCUAGCACAGUUGAACUGUCUACGAGAAGAAGUUUGGGAUUUGAAAAACCUCAUCUUCCAACACGCCGAGUGCCAAGACCACCAAAUCAACCACCAGCUCGCCAAGAUGACCGACACUGUCCUGCAUAAUAAUCCCAACCUGGAAGUCAACCCUAACCUGCCGACAAGCUCAUCUCCAUUUUCGACUGGGACGUGGACCGACGAGUCGGGCGCAGAUGAUGCCAACCCCGGAUCGGGCGCAUGCGAUCCCAACACAUACAAUCGCAACGAUUGGACGGUGUUGCCUGCGAUCGCGAACGAUUUCACCCCUUAUGAACCGAAUGGUUUUACGGAUUCGCUGUUUGAAAAUUUUAUCGAUGCGGAUAAUGUGUAUACCUAA